This is a messenger RNA of Schistosoma curassoni, 1733 nucleotides long. NCBI's taxonomy places the organism in Eukaryota, Metazoa, Platyhelminthes, Trematoda, Strigeidida, Schistosomatidae. The record is from the annotation of a GenBank genome assembly.
AUUGAAAUGAAUAAACAAACAUACAGAAUCUAAUCAACAAUCGAAUUCAACAAGCUUCUCAGAUUACUGCAGAUUAAGUACAAGUACAUUUGUCAUUUGAUUCCGUCGAGUAGAAACGUCAUACGUAAAUUAUCCUAUUCUAAACACAAGAAACAACUUUGGAAGUAAUGCUUGCCAUGAUUGAAAAUCUUGAAUGGAAUUCCAUUGAUGAAGUCAACAUGAUGAAUCAGAUGGAACAUGUUAAUCGUUUACUAAUUGUAUCCACAUAUGCCCUAAUGGUGUUAAUGAUUCUUAUAGCACAAAUUUUAUUCACAUUGAUUGUCAUAUUAUUUAUGUCAUUAUCGUAAAUAGUUUGAUCAAUAAAUGUUCUCUUUUUUGUUUUGUUUCCAUAGUUAUCAAUCAAAUUUUUCAAUUGCAUCAUUGAUACAGACAACGGCUAGUGGUUUAUUUGUGUAUGUAAUAUACGUAAAGUUUUUGAUGACAUAAUCAUGGUGAUCACAUUUAUUGAUUUUAUUGAAUAUAUAUUUUUAUAUAUUGUUACUACAUUAUACAUAUUGUAUAAUUGCCAAGUGAUCAUUAUAAGACACUUAGGGUUUGAAUAUUGACUUAGAUUGCCUCUAGAGUGACCUUAGGAAUAUUGAAUGUAUACUUACCUACUUACUUUAGCCUGUUACCGACCAGCACUCUUUAACCCAAUCUGUCAUGAAGUUUUCUUCCUUGUUUUAUUCAAUGGUUGUUCAUUCUUCUCAUGUCCGACUCCAUUUUUCGGCGUGAACUGUUAUUUGUUCUUCCUCUCCUCACUUGAUGUUAAGGAUUCCACGUGAGAGCUAGUCUUCCGAUGCAGUUAGAUGCUUUCCUCAAUGGGCAUUCAAUCCACUUCUAGCACUUCUUCCUGAUUUCUUCCUUCUCCGGAAUACGGUUUGUUCUCUCCUACAUUAGGUUGUUGCAAAUAGUGUCUGGCAAACGGAUCCGAAGUGUUUUGUAGGGACUUUCGUCGUUCUCCAAGUUUCCACCCCAUACAGUAGAACUAUCUUAAUGUUAUAUUGAGUUCGAGAUGUUCUUCAGUUGUAGGUAUGCUGCUCUUGCUUUGCCGAUCCGCGACUUCACAUCUGCAUCAGAUACACCGUGUUCAUCAUGAUGCUGCCCGUAUAUGUAAAGGAUCUUGAAACUAUUCAUCUAAUAACUAGGAAUGAAUGUUAAUUGCACUUGUGAUCGCAUUAUUAAUUUGUUUUGUAAAGAAGAUAAGUGAAACAUUUCCAGAGAAUGUCACUCUUGCUAUUGCUUAUUCUGGUUGUAUGGCGUUAGCAUUAGGAAUUUGGUAUAUGCAAUUAUAUGUUCUUCUAAAAAUUGCAGCUUUUGGAAUUAGUCUGGUGUUAUUUAUAUGUGCAGUGUUGAUUGGUGCAGCGAUUAAAACAAAUUUGGCGGACCAAAUAAAAAGUGUUCUAAUAUCUAUUACAUCGAUAUUUAUUACGUUUAUAAUAGCUGCAAUCGCAUUCAUCUUUUCAGGAAUCAAGGUAAUAGCUCUGGCUUUCUAUAUAGCUGCAGUAACAUUUUCAUUCAUUAUCACAAUAUUUAUCAGUUAUAUAACUAUUGGCAAAUUAAGAUGUCUUAUCUUUUAUCCUAAUUAUUCAUUAGCAUCUAUAUUAUUAUAUACUGUAUUCUUUAAUACCUUAGCAACUAUGAUUGAUAUAAUUAAUAUUUGCUCUCGACUACUAUUUAAUUUUCCAUUUUAA